AUGGAGGAUCAUGACAAGCUUGUCUCAAUCCUUAAGGAAGUUGAUAUUGUGAUAUCUGUUUUAGCAAUCCCUCAAGUUCUGGAGCAGCACAAAAUCAUAGAGGCCAUCAAAGUUGCUGGUAAUAUUAAGAGGUUUUUGCCAUCGGAUUUCGGUGUGGAAGAAGAUCGAGUGGCUGCAUUGCCGCCAUUCCAAGCCGUGCUCGAGAAGAAGAGGAAAAUCCGACGAGCCAUUGAAGCCGCUAAUAUCCCUUACACUUUCGUCUCGGCAAAUUGCUUCGCUUCUUACUUUGUCAACUAUUUGCUUCACCCUACCGAGCAGAAACAAGAAAUCACUGUUUAUGGCACCGGUGAAGCUAAGGCCGUGAUGAACUAUGAAGAGGACAUCGGCAUUUUAACGAUUAAAGUGGCAACUGACCCAAGAAUGUGCAAUCGAGUCGUGAUCUACAGGCCGACGUGCAACAUUGUUACACAGCUCGAGCUGAUUGCUUUGUGGGAGAAGAAAACAGGACGAGUUUUUAACAGAGUUCAUGUGCCAGAGGAAGAAUUGGUGUCCUUGUCUGAAAGCGUGACUAUAAACUUUGAUCUCGAGGAGAAUGAAGUCGAGGCCUCGGCAUUUUAUCCCGAGUUGAAAUUGACUACAGUUGACGAGCUUCUCGACAUUUUCAUCUCCAAUCCACCAAAGCCUGCUUCGGCAGCAUUCUAA
Molecule: messenger RNA, 702 nt
Organism: Striga hermonthica
Lineage: Eukaryota; Viridiplantae; Streptophyta; Magnoliopsida; Lamiales; Orobanchaceae
Source: the annotation of a GenBank genome assembly